AUGGCAUCGAAAAAAUCAAAGACGGAUGCUUUAAUAAAAAAGACUGCUGGCUUAUCACUCAAUGAAAAUGUUAGUACAAGUACUCAAACAGCCAAUUUUUAUGCAACUCGAAAUGAAACUGAUAAAAUUAAUUUUGCUCGUCUUGAAAAAGGACUACUUUUAUUCAUAUAUAUUUAUGAAACAGCAAAAGAAAAGUUAGCAAUUGAAAUGGCUCUUUGGGAUCAUCGUCUUUGUUUUUAUAUGAUCAAAGAUGGAAAAUGUACAAAACCAUCUGGUGAAUGUUAUUAUGAACAUCAAUCAACCUAUCGACAAACAAAUCUUUGUUCUUUCUGGUAUAUAAAUAAUACGUGUCAAUUUGGUUCAAAAUGUAAAAAUUCUCAUAAUUUUGAAGAAAUAUUAAAAUAUCAUCGUAUUAUUCGUACAGAAAUUGAAAUGAAUAUAUAUAACCUUAUUCGAUUUAUUCGAAAUUUUGCCGGACAUUAUAUUGAUUCAGCAAUUAAAGAUUCAAAUGAUCAACAAGAGUUAUAUAAAGAUGUCAUUAUCAUUAUGGUACAUUUAGUGCAUAUUUUAAGUCCUAAGCAACAGAAUUCAAUUGAACAUCUGAAUUUAUUUCUUGAAACAACAACAAUAAAUCAAUUAAUUCCAGGAGAUGAUCUUCUUGUUGAACUUGAAAAACCCUAUGAUGUUUCACACAUAUUCUUUGAUCUUCAUAUGAAUUUUAAUACUCAUUGGUAUCGACGGAAUGCAAACAAACAACGUAUUGAUUUUAAUCAGUUAUCAUUAGAGUUUAUCUCAUUUUUCAACAAUAUCUUUAUUGAAUAUUAUGAAGGACGUCUUAAAUCACGUGGUGCUAAGGCACCUUGGCGUGAAAAUCAGAGAAAGACAUAA
This is a messenger RNA of Rotaria sp. Silwood1, 888 nucleotides long. NCBI's taxonomy places the organism in Eukaryota, Metazoa, Rotifera, Eurotatoria, Philodinida, Philodinidae. The record is from the annotation of a GenBank genome assembly.